Messenger RNA from Clonostachys rhizophaga, 798 nucleotides. The record is from the annotation of a GenBank genome assembly. NCBI's taxonomy places the organism in Eukaryota, Fungi, Ascomycota, Sordariomycetes, Hypocreales, Bionectriaceae.
AUGUCGACGACCCCCCAGCAAAACGGCUCUACGCCGAAGCCAAAAGCCCCGGCUGGAAAGAAAGAGGUCAAGGUUCUCAUGCUCCACGGCUACACACAGUCAGGUCCUCUCUUCCGCGCAAAGACACGCGCUCUAGAAAAGAUCCUGACCAAGUCACUGGGCCCCAUCUCCAUCCUCCCGGUGUUCUUCUACCCGACGGCGCCCAACCGCCUUAGGCCGCAGGACAUCCCGGGCUACGAGCCGGCCCCGGGUUCCGAGGGCCAGGAGGAGCAGAUCGACUCAUGGGCGUGGUUCCGCAAGAACGAUGCCACAGGCGAGUACAGGUAUUUCAACGAGGGCAUGGCCGCGGUUGCGGAGGCAAUCAAGGAGGCCGGCGGAGUUGACGCCGUCUGCGGAUUCAGCCAAGGCGGUGCGGUGACUGGUAUCGUUGCUGCUGCGCUCGAGAGCGGUAGGGCGGCCCCGGAAGGUGCCGAAGGCGAGUGGGCAAGAAAGCUGCGAGAAGCAAACGGCGGACAACCUUUGAAGUUUGCCGUCUCAUACUCGGGGUUUUGGGCCCCAGUCGACAAGCUUCAGUGGUGCUACGAGCCCAAGAUCACGACGCCAACUCUGCAUUAUCUGGGAAGCUUGGAUACCGUCGUUGAGGAAAGUAGGACCCAAGCUCUGAUAGACCGAUGCGAGAGCCCCUUGGUAGUGACACAUCCUGGUGGUCAUUACGUGCCGGUAUCGAAAGAGUGGGCGCUCCCGUUGGCGGGAUUCAUCAAACAGUAUACUGAGCGCGAACUCAAAUCCGAGCUGUGA